Scaptodrosophila lebanonensis is the source of this 295-nucleotide messenger RNA. RefSeq names its product dolichyl-diphosphooligosaccharide--protein glycosyltransferase subunit 4. The coding region runs from base 81 to 203 and encodes 40 amino acids. Gene Ontology annotation, cellular component: oligosaccharyltransferase complex. NCBI's taxonomy places the organism in Eukaryota, Metazoa, Arthropoda, Insecta, Diptera, Drosophilidae. The record is from RefSeq and is a predicted model, not a curated record. The transcript has 3 exons.
ACAAUCUGUAACAAAACACGGAACUAAUUGAAGCCGGCCCAUUUGUUUCUCGCGAGGAAAAGUAUUGACUCGACUUAAAAAUGAUCAGUGACGUACAAUUGGCUAUAUUCUCCAACGUUUUGGGUGUAUUUCUUUUUCUGCUGGUUGUGGCCUAUCACUACAUUAAUGCCAACACGGGCAAAUCCACCUCAAAGGCUAAAUGAUGUUCAAGGUUUCCGCAAGUACACUAAUAACACAUGCUUUCAUAUAAUGUAUUGAUGUUUCUUUCGCAUAAUAAAUAGAACCCUAACUACAA